AUGCGUGAGCAGCGGCUGAGACACAAUCCGAAUCCGAGUUACGAUACACCACCUCAGCAUGAGGUAUCACCGCCCAACUCGACCAGAUCAAGACCAGCCAACGGCCAGCAUGGUAACAUGGCAGCAGCAACAAUCUCACGACCGUCGCCAGCGCCUCAGUGGCCGCUGCAGAGCCCUGAUGCAGCGGACCCCCCAGAUGCAGGUGCAUACCGUCCACCACCCGACCGACCUCGAGUAGCCCCCCAAAGGCCGCCACGCCCAAGCCAAGUCCCGUCCAUGGUAGACCAGUCCCGCCCACAGCAACCAACUCCCGUAUUCCGUGUCCCAGAACCCGCCAGCCCAUCAGAACUCGAUAGCCCUACUUCAGAGACUUCAGAUCGCCCGAGGAGAAGCGCAAACCUGGGGCCACCACCCUCUAGCAGGAGAGGACAGUCGUCCUUUUACUCUGCCACAUCUUUUGUAUCUCCGAUUCCCGAAGAACACUCAGCCUAUACGUCUCACAACUCUUACGCUUCGAGCGCUGCUAUGCCCGAUUCAUGGAAAGCUGCAUCUGUGGGUGCUAGCCCGGGCUUUCAUGGAGGAGGAUUCUACGAAGAAUCCUUGACGGAGAGAAGCAGAAAUUCCGCCGGGUCAGACGAUUAUAGUGACGAGAGUGGGCUGGUAUCUGGCCAAGACGAAUAUGCGCUUCAGACACUCACUAGCCCACACUCUCAUGGAAAGAAGCCGGCUUCUGCCAACCCCUUUCAUGAUGGAACCGGCCUUGUCGACGAGUCCACCGACUCUUCUUCCAACAACUUGCCGAACAAGCAGAUUCCAGCAGCCACUGACCGCAGGGCAAGCCAUAUCGCAGCAGUCCCUAUAAGCCAGCCCGGCAUGAUGAGCCCGGCAGAUUUACGCAGAGCCGCGGGAUCACCCCCGCCGACCAGCCGCCUUUCUGCCAUUAGACGCCCACCGAGACUGGAUAUCGACGCCGUGCGAGAGGCUGAAUCAAGAGGAAGUCUUACCAGCUUACCAGAUUUGAUCCGACGAGCUACCCGUCUCGCUUCGAUGAUUGACAAGGGCAAACGGCCAUCAAGCCGCCUUGACGAACUCGACUUCUUUAACGAAAAGGCGAGCAGUGGUAGUGGAGUGAAGCGUUCUUUCGACGAUCGCUAUCAGUCGGGCCUUUCGGAUAUGCUGGCUGCCUUCCCACCUCCUGUGCAAACUCCUGUACACACUCACCGACCCACGGAUGCCUGGCCUUCGGUGCCCAGAGGACCCUACACCGGUCGUGAGAAGUACAUGAUGACCCCUGAUGACCAAGAGGUGCCGGCCGGUUCCAAUGCCAAGUCCAAGGCUCGCAGGUGCUGCGGCUUGCCCGUAUGGGCCUUCAUCCUAAUCAUCUUCUUGAUGCUGUGUAUCAUUGCGACUGCUAUCGUUAUACCCUUGGAAUAUUUUGUAUUCAAAAACCUGGGCAAUAACAGCAAUAAAUCAACGACAGUCAACAUUCAAUCUUGCGCAAAGUCUUUGCCGUGCCUGAAUGGCGGCAGCGGUGUCGUUAUUAAUGGUACGUGCUCGUGCAUCUGCACCAACGGAUUCACGGGAGCCAACUGUGGCACAAACGGCUCAUCGGGCUGCACGACGACAAACUUGAUUCCAACGGACGGCUCUGCUCACAUCAACAACGUCACACUCGGCAUGGCCAUACCACGCAUCAUUGCCGAUUCGGACAAGAACUUUACCAUCCCCCUCUUGGGUACAGAGAUCCUGGCUAGGUUUAACACGGGCAACCUUUCUUGCAUCGCACAGAAUGCUCUUGUUACGUUUGAUGGCCAGUCCACGAGAACUGGUGGGGCCAAUGCACGAGUUCAGAGUACUUCUGAUAAUGCUCAACAGGCAACCAACAAGGACUCUGGGCCAACUCCUGACCUUAUAUCCCGAGACUUUGUGGCUGUUUUGGACAAAGUGCCAUCACGAGUUCGAAGGAGCAGCCCCUCGUCCACGAGCUCUUCUUCACCCCAACAGACAUCCAUGUUUACCGUCACGCAAGAAGUCCUCGAUUUUGCUCGCACAGCCGUGCUGUACGUGCUCCAAGAAGACAGUAUCGACGCUGCCAAUACAGCGCAGACUCAGCUCCAACAGUUUUUCACCCAGGCUUCUCAAGCAAUUACAAAAUACGGCUCCGAAGUGACAGUCAAACAGGCAUCGAGCAUCUCCAUCGGAGGGAAUAGAACGGUUGACCUGGUUGACGCUACGGUCGACAUUGGCCAAGGACCUGUGGGAAGUAAGAAGACGUCAAAACGUGGCCUCUUUUUCGGCUUCUGA
Messenger RNA from Trichoderma gamsii, 2304 nucleotides. RefSeq lists its product as hypothetical. The record is from RefSeq and is a predicted model, not a curated record. Bases 1 to 2304 code for a protein of 767 amino acids. The transcript has 2 exons. NCBI's taxonomy places the organism in Eukaryota, Fungi, Ascomycota, Sordariomycetes, Hypocreales, Hypocreaceae.